CCCUCUGAGCUAGACUCUCUCACAGUCUCUCACUCCUUCUUCUCAGUUCAUCAUCUAAAGGCAUUUCUCAGUUCACCACCAGUAGAGAAGUAAUGGCAACGGCAAUGACAACAUGGGUUCUGCUAGCUUCACUGUUCUUAGUCACUGUUUCAGCUGACAGUAAAAAUAACACUGCAAAUGAGCUUGUGUCCGUACUCAACAGCAACAGAACUGGGCACAAAGCAUCACUUCUUGCAGACAAUCAAGGACUAGCCUGCAUUGCUUUGCAAUACAUAAAAGCAUAUCAAGGAAAAUGCGAUGACGUAGAUAACAAAAAGCCUCUUGACUCAGACAUUGCUGAUACAUUUGCUCCCAGCUGUGGCGUCCAAGCUUCAACCUUGACACCAAUAACCGGGCGGCUAAUAGGUUGUCAAUCUAAAUACAUCUCUGCACCUGAAGCGUUUUCUACCCUUCUGGUUCCAAGCAGCAAGGGGCUGGAUAUAUUGUACAAUAAAAACCAUACUGAAGUAGGGGCAGCAGUUAAAGGUACCGAUGGUGGGUCACCGUAUUUUUGGUGCGUGCUUUUCAGUAAUGGAAAAUCGAAUAGCAGUUUCGUCGUAGAUGGAGGUGAGAUCAAAGCGCAAGGACCUGGAUGUUUCAGUGGAACAAGCGAUGAUUGCAGUAGUGCUAAUGGAUCUUACAGGGUUCUUUGGUUACAGACAAUUGGAAGUUUGAUUGCUGUUGUUUAUGCAUUAGGUUUCUGAACACUUUCUGCGCGCAUUUUGUUUAGAAGUAGUUUUGAUCGAUAUCAGAGAUGUGCUUAAACUUGUUUUCUGGAUUUGUUUUUGUAUUUGUAGUGUUAAAGCAAUAUGAAUGUUUCACAAGCCUCUCAAUG
This is a messenger RNA of Papaver somniferum (opium poppy), 874 nucleotides long. RefSeq lists its product as uncharacterized. NCBI's taxonomy places the organism in Eukaryota, Viridiplantae, Streptophyta, Magnoliopsida, Ranunculales, Papaveraceae. The coding region runs from base 93 to 743 and encodes 216 amino acids. The transcript has 2 exons. The record is from RefSeq and is a predicted model, not a curated record.